Hibiscus syriacus is the source of this 5073-nucleotide messenger RNA. RefSeq names its product paired amphipathic helix protein Sin3-like 4. The record is from RefSeq and is a predicted model, not a curated record. Gene Ontology annotation, biological process: negative regulation of transcription by RNA polymerase II. Gene Ontology annotation, cellular component: histone deacetylase complex; chromatin. The coding region runs from base 430 to 4764 and encodes 1444 amino acids. Lineage: Eukaryota; Viridiplantae; Streptophyta; Magnoliopsida; Malvales; Malvaceae. The transcript is spliced from 24 exons. Gene Ontology annotation, molecular function: transcription corepressor activity.
AUAAAUAAAUAAAUAGGUAAAUAAAAUUUAAUUAUCGUAAAAUCUCAUCUCUUCAACGUCUUUGCUGUAAUCAUGAGAAUCCUUCGAUCUGGGAAAUACUUCUUCGCUUCUCUUUUGUUUUGUUCUUUCUUCUAGAGUUUGCUCGAGAACACUGAUUUUCAUUUUAUCCUUUAUUAUUAUUUUUUUGCAAUUUAGCAGUUUUAUCUUCGUUUUUAUGUUUCGGAAUUUGUUUUUCAUUUAGCGUGCCUUUAUUUGCAAGUAAUGUGAAUUUACUUGGGAAAUUCAUUUUGGCGAUGAUCUGUUGAGGAGGAAUUUCUUUUUGGAGAUAAAUCAAAGUUUGAAGCAUGAUUUGUUGGUGAAAAUAGAGAGAUAAUUAAGAAAAGAGGGGGGAAAAAACUUCUGCUUUGAUUUGGAAAAAAAGGAAAAGAGAUGAAGCGGUCCAGGGAUGAGGUUUACAUCGGCGGCUCUCAACUUAAAAGACCUGUGGUCUCUUCUCGAGGAGAAGGCUCUGGGCAACCCCAGAUGGCGGGAGGUACAGGAGCUACCCAGAAACUGACCACAAAUGAUGCAUUGGCAUAUCUCAAAGCAGUUAAAGAUAUAUUUCAAGAAAACAAGGAGAAAUAUGAUGACUUUCUUGAAGUAAUGAAAGACUUCAAGGCACAAAGGAUUGAUACUGCGGGUGUCAUAGAAAGGGUGAAGGAGUUAUUUAAAGGGUACCGAGACCUGAUUUUGGGUUUCAAUACCUUUUUGCCCAAAGGAUAUGAGAUCACCCUCCCAUUGGAUGAUGAACAGCCUCCCCAAAAGAAGCCUGUGGAGUUUGAAGAAGCAAUUAGUUUUGUGAACAAAAUUAAGACAAGGUUUCAGGGUGAUGACCAUGUCUAUAAAUCCUUUUUAGACAUUUUGAACUUGUACAGAAAAGAAAAUAAAUCUAUCAAUGAGGUCUAUCAGGAGGUUGCUGGCCUUUUCCAACACCAUCCAGAUCUACUUUCGGAGUUCACUCAUUUUCUGCCUGAUAACUCAGCAUCAGCAUCUAAUAAUUAUGCUUCCUUCGGUAGAAACUCUAUACCCCGAGACAGGAAUUCUGCUAUGCCUGGAAUGUGUGCAGUCUCUGCUGACAAGAAAGAUAGGUGUGCAGCUCUGCUGGCUGACUGUGACCUUAGCAUGGAACACACUGAUCCAGAUCAUGAUAGAGUUAUGAUGAAAACUGAAAAAGAGCAAAGAAGGCGCAGUGAAAAAGAAAGGGACAAGAUGGAAGACAGAGAUAGGAGAGACCGAGAACCGGAUGAUCGAGACUUUAAAAUUGAUGGAAACAGAGACUUUAACAUGCAGUUUCCACAUAAACGGAGUGGAAAACCCGCUCGUAGGAGUGACGAAUCAGCUGUUGAGCAACUUCAGCAAGUUGGGGACGGUCCUGCAUAUGACGAUAAAAAUGCAAUGAAAAGUGUUUAUAAUCAGGAGUUUGCCUUCUGCGAUAAAGUGAAGGAGAAGUUGAGAAAUCCUGAGCAUUAUCAGGAAUUUUUGAGGUGCCUUCACCUCUAUAGCAAUGAAGUAAUCUCACGCACAGAAUUGCAAUCUUUGGUGAAUGAUUUGCUUGGAAGAUACUCAGAUGUGAUGGAUGGUUUCAAUAAGUUUUUGGCACAAUGUGAGAAGAAUGAGGGCUUGCUUGCAGAUUUUGUUAGUGAAAAAUACUUGCACAAUGAAGGGCAGGUACCAAGAUCAGUUAAAACAGAAGAAAGGGAUAGAGAUCGAGAUCGUGAAAGGGAUAAUGGGGUCAAAAUAAGAGACCGUGAAACCCGAGAAAGGGACAGACUCGACAAAAGUUCCUUCGGCAAUAAAGAAGCAGGUCACAGGGUUUCUUUAUUUUCAAGCAAGGAUAAAUACUUUGGAAAACCCAUUAAUGAACUUGACCUCUCUAAUUGUGAACGGUGCACUCCUAGCUAUCGGCUUCUUCCAAAGAAUUACCGAAUACCUUCUGCAAGCCAGAGAACAGAGCUAGGUUCUGGAGUUCUCAAUGAUCACUGGGUUUCUGUCACAUCUGGUAGUGAGGACUACUCUUUCAAACACAUGCGCAAAAACCAGUAUGAAGAAAGCCUAUUUCGCUGUGAAGAUGACAGGUUUGAACUGGAUAUGUUGUUAGAGUCCGUGAAUGCAGCAACCAAGCGAGUAGAAGAACUGUUAGAAAAGAUUAACAGUAAUAUCAUCAAAGUAGACAGUCCAAUUGGCAUUGAGGAGCACUUAUCAGCUCUCAAUCUUAGGUGCAUUGAGCGUUUAUAUGGUGACCAUGGACUUGAUGUGAUGGAUGUUUUAAGGAAAAAUGCCCAUCUUGCUUUGCCAGUUAUUUUAACUCGCUUGAAGCAGAAACAAGAAGAGUGGGCUAGAUGUCGUUCUGAUUUUAAUAAAGUUUGGGCUGAAAUUUAUGCCAAGAAUUAUCAUAAAUCGUUGGACCACCGUAGCUUCUAUUUUAAACAGCAGGACUCGAAGAACUUGAGCACCAAAGCUCUGUUGGCUGAGAUCAAAGAAAUCAGUGAGAAGAAGCGCAAAGAGGAUGAUGUGCUUCUUGCUAUCGCUGCUGGAAACCGACGGCCAAUUAUUGCCAAUUUGAAGUUUGAGUACCCUGAUCCUGAAAUUCAUGAAGAUCUUUAUCAGCUCAUCAAAUAUUCCUGUGGAGAAAUGUGUUCAACUGAGCAAUUGGAUAAAGUAAUUAAAAUAUGGACUACCUUUUUGGAACCCAUGCUUGGGGUUCCUUCCCGUCCUCAGGGAGCGGAGGACACUGAAGAUGUUGUGAAGGCUAAGAACACCAUCGUCAAAAGUGGUAGUCCUAGUGUUGGUGAGAGUGAAGGGAGCCCUGGUGGCGGUGUUGCCAUGAAUCCCAAAAAUUUAAAUCCUUCUAGACAUGAAGAUGAAGUUAUUCCACCAGAGCAAUCCAGUUCUUGUAGGUCUUGGUUGCCGAAUUGGGAUAAUGGCAUCAAGCAAGAAUGUUCUGCUGAGAUAGACAGUGUUGGUCAUAAAAAUGUUUCUUCCUCUGAUGCUCCUCAACAAGAUAGAAUGCAAGUCAGUCCCUCUAACGGCGGUGAAGUAGCAGGGGUCAGUAAACAAGCUAGUUCUAAUGAACGGUUGGUUGCUUCAAAUGUAUCUGUUAUUGCGAGAAUGGAUCAAAGCAAUGGAAGAACAAGCCUAGAGAAUACUUCAGGUCUUAUCGCUACUCCUUCCAGACCUGGUAAUGCUGCAGUUGAGGGUGGACUAGAGUUAAAGUCUAGUAAUGAAAAUUUACCUUCAUCAGAGGGUGGUGCUUGUUCUAGGCCAAUCUUAUCUGGAAAUGGGAUGAUGACAGAAGGCACUAGAACUAACAGGUAUAACAAAGGAUCUGUUGGACAACAUAAAGUUGAAAGGGAAGAAGGUGAAUUAUCCCCAAAUGGGGAUUUCGAGGAAGACAAUUUCGCCGAUUAUGCUGAAGCUGGUUUGGAGACUGCCAUUAAGGUUAAGGAUGGUGCAGCAAACAGACAAUACCAGAGACAUGCUGAGGAAGAAGUGUGCCGUAGAGAGGCCGGGGGAGAAAAUGAUGUUGAUGAAGAAGGUGAUGAAAGUGCUCAGAGGACAUCAGAGGAUAGUGAGAAUGCUUCUGAGAACGGUGAGGCUUUUGGAAGUGAUUCUGGCGAAGGUGAAUCGAGGGAGGAGCAGGAGGACGAUGUAGACCAUGAUGAACAUGAUAAUAAAGUAGAGAGUGAAGGUGAAGGUGAAGCUGAAGGGAUGGCUGAUGCCCAUGAUGUGGAAGGAGAUGGAACAUUGUUACCAUUUUCUGAACGUUUCCUACUGAAUGGAAAGCCCCUUGCAAAGCAUGUCCCUUCAGCAUUACACGAGAACAAGAAGGAUUCACGAGUUUUUUAUGGAAAUGACUCAUUUUAUGUGCUGUUUAGGCUCCACCGAACAUUGUAUGAGAGACUACAAUCAGCAAAGGUUAAUUCAUCAUCUGCUGAUAGGAAAUGGAGGGCUUCUAGUGAUUCAAGUCCUACUGAUCUCUAUGCCAGGUUCAUGAGCGCACUUUACAAUUUACUUGAUGGCUCUUCUGAUAAUGCGAAAUUUGAAGAUGAUUGCCGAGCUAUCAUUGGAAUUAAGUCGUACGUUCUAUUCACUCUGGAUAAGCUGAUAUUUAAAAUUGUCAAACAGCUUCAAGCCAUUGCAAGUGAUGAAAUAGACAAUAAACUCCUUCAACUGUAUGCGUAUGAGAAAUCAAGAAAAUCUAGAAGAUUUGAUGUUGUUUAUCAUGAAAAUGCUCGUGUUCUCCUUCAUGAUGAGAAUAUAUAUCGCAUUGAAUGUUCAUCGAGGCCAACUUGUCUAUCUAUCCAGCUUAUGGACUAUGGACAUGAUAAGCCUGAAGUGACAGCUGUUUCCAUGGACCCUAAUUUUGCGGCAUAUUUGCACAAUGACUUUCUCUCAGUUGUUCCCGAGGAAAAAGAGAAGCCUGGGAUUUUCUUGAAGAGGAAUAUACGCAAAUGUGUGGGUGGUGAUGAUCCAUCUUCAACAUGUCUGGUGACUGAAGGACUUAAAAUAGUUAAUGGUUUGGAGUGCAAGAUCUCUUGCCAUUCUUCCAAGGUCUCUUAUGUUUUGGAUACGGAAGAUAUUUUGUUCCGAGUUAGACGAAAACCGGCCUCAAAUCAGAACAGCCAGUGCCAUAGCCGAGCAACGGCUUCAAACGGUAAUUCAGUUAGACAACGAAGGCAACAACGAUAUCAGAGAUUGCUCCUGGCAUAUACUUCGCUAGCAUAAGUAGAUAUGGUAUUAGAGACCCGGUGAAAGAGUUGACAGUGGCGAGCAAGUGGGAACUUUUGUUCUUUCUAAAUGAAAUCAUGGUUCAAUGUAGUAUCAUCCAUAGAUAUAUAUAUAUGUGACCAGCCAAAUAAAGAAAUAGAUUUUGAGGGGGUCCUAAGAAUUUGUAAGUUAAAUCUGUGCAAGUUUGUGGUGGUAUUUGAGCCACGGUCGUCUACUGUACAUAGGAGGUAAUAUCAUAUAUUUCUUUCUGGUGUAUUACAUGACACAUAUGUUCAUUAUCCAUUCAUCCAUAUUAUUAUUUUUCUC